Molecule: messenger RNA, 3567 nt
Organism: Penicillium cataractarum
Lineage: Eukaryota; Fungi; Ascomycota; Eurotiomycetes; Eurotiales; Aspergillaceae
Product: putative kinesin family protein (BimC)
Exons: 3
Coding region: 1-3567 (1188 amino acids)
Biological process (GO): mitotic spindle assembly; microtubule-based movement
Cellular component (GO): spindle microtubule; nucleus
Molecular function (GO): microtubule binding; plus-end-directed microtubule motor activity; ATP binding
Source: RefSeq, a predicted model, not a curated record
AUGCCCGCCCCAGGACGGGCUACCUCUGCCAUCCCCGCUGCCGCCAGGCGGACGGGUUUGCGCCAACCGACUCGACGAGCCGGCUCCACAGCCCCCGAUCGACAGGCAUCGCCAGCAGUUUUUGCGAAACCAGCCGCCUCCUCAAUUGCACGUGUACAAAAGCCGAGUGUCGAUCAAGCUAGCACAAUCAACAAGAGAAAGGAUAGGGAAUUCGAACGAGAGAUCAACGAGGAUACAAGCAUCCACGUGGUGGUGCGCUGCCGGGGGCGUAAUGAGCGUGAAAUCAAGGAAAACAGUGGCGUUGUUCUCUCCACGGAAGGCGUGAGUGGAAAGAACUUGGAUUUAUCGAUGGGACCCAAUGCGCUUUCGAAUAAGACAUAUGCUUUCGACAAAGUCUUUUCACCAGCAGCGGAUCAGACCAUUGUGUACGAGGAGGUGGUGCUUCCAAUCGUGAAUGAGAUGCUCGCCGGAUACAACUGCACGAUUUUCGCAUAUGGUCAAACAGGAACCGGAAAAACAUACACCAUGUCUGGAGACAUGACCGAUACUCUGGGGAUACUAUCAGACGAUGCAGGCAUUAUCCCGCGCACACUUUAUUCGCUCUUCCACAAACUCGAAGACACGGAAAGCACUGUCAAAUGCUCUUUCAUCGAGCUGUACAACGAGGAGCUUCGUGAUCUCCUUGCCGCCGAUGACAACACGAAACUCAAGAUCUAUGAGAAUGAGAAGAAGGGCCACCUUGGCACACUAGUUCAAGGAAUGGAGGAAACAUAUAUCGACUCGGCAUCAACUGGUAUCAAGCUGCUACAGAUGGGCAGCCACAAGCGCCAGGUGGCCGCGACAAAAUGCAACGACCUAAGUUCGCGUAGUCAUACAGUCUUCACGGUAACGGUUCUCACCAAGCGCACCACCGAGUCUGGCGAGGACUAUGUCAGCUCUGGUAAACUCAACUUGGUGGACUUGGCUGGUAGCGAGAACAUUGGACGAAGUGGUGCCGAGAAUAAACGAGCAACCGAGGCUGGCUUGAUCAACAAGAGUUUGCUGACUCUUGGUCGAGUUAUUAAUGCUCUGGUGGACAAGAGCUCGCACAUCCCGUACCGGGAGUCGAAGCUGACCAGGCUCCUGCAAGAUUCUCUGGGUGGCCGCACGAAGACAUGCAUUAUCGCGACAGUAUCUCCCGCAAAGACCAACCUAGAGGAGACAAUCUCGACACUCGACUAUGCUUUCCGAGCCAAGAACAUCCGCAACAAACCACAGAUCAAUUCCAUGGUGUCGAAAAACAAGCUGCUGCGUGAGAUUGGAAUGGAAAUUGAGAAGCUCAAGAGUGAGCUCAUUGCCACGCGCCACCGUAAUGGUGUUUACAUGACCCCGGAUGCGUACGAGGAGAUUACCACGGAAAGCGAAUCCCGGCGAAUUGUCAACGAGGAACAACGAGCCAAGAUCGAGUCUAUGGAAUCGAGUCUGCGACACAAGGUCCAGGAGCUAUUUUCUCUGACGGCCAAUUUCAACACGUUGAAGCAGGACAACGAGAACACCCAGGCCAAGCUCAAGAGCACGCGAGGUAUCCUUGAGCAAACGGAAUCCAGCCUCAAGAAUACUUCGGAGAAGCUGGAUGAAGAGACCGUUCUGAGAAAAGCUCACCAAGCUACAGAAAACAUUCUUCGUGAUAUUGGCGCAGGUCUGCUGUCGAGCUUGGAUCAUACUGUCGAGGAUAUCAAUGGGCUGCACGCCAAAAUUGAGCGAAAGGAUGACCUGGAGCUUGAAAACCGUCAGACCUGGGAGGCAUCCACUGGUGAGGUGUCUGAUGUCACUCAACAGAUUGAUGCGCGCAUGGAAAACUUCCAGGCUCAACAUGCGGAGCUUCUGGAGACCAUGUCCAACAGGAUUCACCAAUUUAUCGGUGACGAGCUCAAUGCUGUCCAAUCUACUCGGUCUCAAGUUCAGCAGUUUGCAUCAUCUUUCGACAAGGUCGAAGCCGAUGCGAAGAAGCAAACUUCGAGUGCGCACGACGAAAUGAACGAGGUUCUCGAAGAGAUCAAGGUUCUCCGUGAGGAUGUCAAGACUAAGGUUGGUGAAGGCUUGAACGGCCUUUCAGCGGCAGCUGCACGAAUCUCAAAAGAAGUCAUUGGCGAGUUCUCAGAAUUUCACUCCCAGCUUCACUCAUCAUACAGCACCCUGGGCAAAGACUUCAAGUCCAUGUUCGAGAACAUGGCAUCGCAUCUGGACCAGCAAAAGGUGGAGAUCAACAAGCUGCGACUCGAGCUUCAAGAAGCAAACCGCCAGUCGGUAGAGGCCAACCGCAAGGCCUCUUCCAACCUUGCUCAGAUUAUGGAAGAAGAGCAGGCCAAUGCCCAGGCGGAGCGGGAAACCUUGAUGUCGCAGAUUCGGCACCUACUCGAGGAGUCUAAUCAACGACAGUCUGCUCGCCUCAAGAGCAAGUACGAAUCUGUUCGCACUGAUAUUUCGGCGUCCGGUGAUUCCCUGGAGCAAGCCACCGCGCAAUAUGACCGGCACAUCGACGAAUGGAUCUUUAAGGAAGAGCAAUUCGCCAAGGACGUGACGGCAUCCCGGGAUGAGAUUCGAACUAAGAUGCAGAACGACUGGGAGAACUUUGAUCAACGCAAUGCGUCAAUUCAGCGGGCCACCGAGUCGGUACACCAGGAGACUGUGCGGAUUGUGGAUGCUCAGAUGAGCGACAUGAGCAAGCAAAUGGAAGCUCUAGAUGACUUUGUCGCCAAGGCUCGGUCUCAUAAUGGCCGCUUCCACGAGGCACAGCUUGGUAGUCUGGAUGCCAUGGCCACUAAUGGUCGGGACUCGCGCACAGCCAUUCAGGAACAGCUUGAUGGCCUCCAUGGACGUGUAAGCGAGCUUCAGGAGGAUGUCGACAUGCAUACCGAACAUCUCGAGCAGGCGGCUGCUCCUCUUCUUGAGGAGAUCCGCCAGCCACUCUCUGAGCUGCGCGACAACGUCCAGAGCCACCCCAUGAAGGAGUAUCUUCCAACCGGGGCAACUCCCAAGAAGCGAAAGUAUGAGUACAGCACGGAUCUACCUCGCACUGAGUCACACGAGGGAAUUCGUUCUCGGCACCGGACUUCCAAGCAAUUCACAGCUCUUCCCUUCAGCGAAGAGGCUCAACCAGCUCCCAUUCCCAGCUCCCCGGUCUCUUCGCCAUCCAAAGGUUUCGUUUAUAGCGACGCCGCGGAAGAGGUAGGGACUCAUCCUUCGUCCUCCGGAAUCAAUUCUUCCAACACUGGCCUUAGGGAAGUCGAUUUAAACGUCGCCAAACAACACGCGCACGAUACUGAUGACGACAAUGUGCCCGUCGGCAACCCUGAAAUUACUGCACCCGCGCCUCCCAUGGACCUGGAGGAAACCCCCGAUAUGGAAGAACCGGAGCAGCCACCUUUGAAGCGUCGCCGCUCUGCCUCCAGCCAUCCCCCCGUUGAGACCAAGCUGCCUCAGAAGAUGCUGUCCAAGAAGAUGGCCGGCAUGAUGGAGGGCCGAGAGAAUGUGCCCCCAUCUGCUAUUGGCGGCGGACGCAGAUAUAGGAGUCGCAACGCGGAAUAA